CAUGGCUUUGUGGACGUCAUUAUAUACUCCUUGCUUAAUAAUAAUUUGAAUGGACAUCAGCUUAGCUACAGUGUUGCAAAGUUUGAAAGACAAAGUUCUGAUGUGCAAGCAAGAACAGUAUAUCCAUAACAUGCUGUAAUAUGAACUCGUCUCUUUGGAUAAACAUAUGUAUCAUAUUGGGCGUCAAAGUAGUUUUACUCGUUGCUGAAAUACCUCAAGACAAACUCAGAAAACUGGAGGAGGCUCGAAUUAUUCCAGAUUACGCCGAAUAUUUCCAGCACUGCGUGGAAGCUGAGAUAAAGUUUGAGGAAAAAGGCAAAGACCAAUCGACUUUUCGAAUAUUAGCAGAUUUUGGAAAUGCAAUCGAUUUACGAACCGUGUCCGACAACAAGCCAGAAAUUCGAUGGCAAGCCAAUGUUGGCGAGUACUAUACAGUUGCAUUAAUAGAUCCAGACGUGGUGCGUCAUCCACCACAACCAGUGGAAAGAAUGCAUUGGCUGAUUGUCAAUGUCCCGGGUUGUUGGUUACCUGGCGGUCAGGAAAUCAUACCGUAUCAAAAACCAGCGAAUCCGACAAAAGAAGGUGAAGUCCACAAAAUUGUUGCCCUCAUUUAUCAACAACCCGAUGGGAUAAUGAAUGUCACAGAAUCUUCCUUGACAAGUGAUGAAUUGGUUGCAGGGAUGAGGCACGCAUUUAGAAUUCGAAAGUUUGCACAACACUACAACCUCAUGUUUCCGUUUGCGAUGAAUUUUUUCUUGGCAGAAUAUAAAGAUCCUAAAAUACCUCUACCAGGUCAGAAGAGGCCUCAACAACAAAAUCAACAGAAGAAGAAGAAAAAUCAGCAGCAGCAGCAAAAACGACAACAAAAUCCAAAUCAGCAAAUAAAACAUAACCAACAAAAAAACCAAAAUCAGGCUCAGCAAAAACAUCAGCAGAAUAGAGACCAGCAACAGCUCCAAAACAAACAGCAGCAACGGAACAAACCCACUACAGUGCAAGUCCAGACGGAAGAUGAUCAAAAGCAGAUACAGCGACAGCAAAAUAAACAACAACCGCAACAACCAUCACAAAAAAGACGACAAGAACAAGAACAUCAACAACAGCAGCAGCAGCAGAAGGAACAAAAACAACAGCGACAUCAACAGCAAAAACAGACCCCAUCAGACAAUCUGAUGGAUACGUUCAUAGCCGCUCAAAAACAGGAUUUUCUUAAUCAACAGCGACAACGGAAUAUGGAGUAUCAAAAACAGCAGCAGCGACAGCAGCAAAAACAAAAACAACAACAACAACAACAGCAGCAGCAGCAGCAGCAGCUGAACCAACAACAACAGCAUAGCCAUCACCCAUCGACAUCAACACAUUUUCCUCACGAAGAAGAAGAAGAGGAGGUAACAUUGGAUUCAGCAGAGCUUCUGAGAAGACAAGAAGUCCUCGAUUACUAUGCAAACAAAGAUAAUGGUAUUACUGAAAGAGUGUGGAUCAUAGCGUAUACAACAGAUAAUCCAAUCAGAGCGAUCUACAUGAGGGACUAUCAAGAAAAGCAACGACGGAAAUAUGAAGAUAAAUACAAAUGGCCGGACCCACCGAGUCCAACAACGAAAACCACAACGGCAACGAAAACCACAACGACAACAAAAACCACAACGGCAACGAAAACGACAACGACAACGACUACGGUACGGACAACACGACAUAAAUCGACAGUAGCCUCAUCGACAGAGAGAGACGAAUGGGCAGGCAUCAUGACGAUGCAGAUGCCUAUCGUGCCUGAUAUAGAUGAAUUCGAGGAUUAUGAGGGGCCAAGAACUAGGCCUGGUCCUUCAACGACAAUGCACCCUAUUCGAGCGAGGUAUCUGGAGGACUACGAGAAGAAAAAGCACCGAAAAAAACACGAAAAACCACCCAAUGGUACGACGGAGAGAGAUGAAUGGGCGGGCAUCAUGACCAUGCAGAUGCCUAUCGUGCCUGAUAUGGAUGAAUUCGAGGAUUAUGAGGGGCCACGAACUAAGCCUGGUCCUUCCACGACAAUGCACCCUAUACGAGCGAGGUACAUGCAGGACUACGAGGAAAAGCAACGGAGGAAAAAACUCGAAAAAGACGGUGAAAAUGGACAAAAAACCGAUAAAAAGCAAUCUGAGUAACUCUAAUUAUGUAUUUACACGCGUUUGAAAGAGCACAAGGAGUUAAUUUUACACUAUGCCCCCAACACUUCAUGAGGUAAAGAGCAAACUUUAAAACAGGAAAGGAGGAGUACCGUUAAGGAAGGGCCUUUUCCAGAAUUGAAGAAAUUUAUGACCUCUUACUAUGGGCAAACAAUUACAAAACCAAAAAGAGAAUAAUUUACUCUGAAAACAGAGCAAGAGAGACUUAAUCUAAUCUGUGACAUUGACUCCACAGCCACGCACAAGUGCGGGGGGGGGGGGGGCGGUCUCCAACACAUUCAUCAUACGAUUGAUUUUUUCGGAUUGCUUCUUUACAAGGUCUUCUAGGGCCUUAAUUCUUCUAUCAUAACUAUUUUGAUUAAUAGGAAUGAUAGGAAUUGGUGCUACAUUUGACGAGGAAUUGACCGAGUUCUUGGUUUUACUGCCAGAAGUUAAAACUUGAGAAUAAAGUCUAUUCAGAGGCGCCAGAUUUUGUGGGGCAACAAAUUGAUGAUUAACGAAUUGAGUUCUGGGAACAGGCUUACCCAUUCGUUUUUUUCUUAUCUGACGAUAAGUUUUACAGCGCUUGUAGUUUCCAAAAUGCAUCUCUCCGCAUGCAGAGAGCGCAAGUUGGAUAUACAGGGGUGCUUUCUGCUUGGCAUUCGAAGGGGCGCGGACAGGCAUCCUCUGCGUGAAAGUCACCGCACAAGAUACAUCGAGGAUCACGAUAACAUCGUGUUCUCGUAUGACCCAGAACGGACAAUUUUUGCACUGGACCACCUCUCUGCGACCCUUUGGACGCUCAAACGAAACGAUAUAAUUUCCUACAACUUUUAUAUUCCACAUUUCAUGGACUUUACUAGCAGACAAAAAAUGAACAAAAAAUAGCGGAAGUUGAGUGGAUUUCAAUUGCGAUUUAUCUCUGUGGCGAUUAUUAAAUUUGUGAGCACCUUCUUAUCUUCGACGGUUACAUUAUUUGUUCUAUCGUAUGAGCUGAAUCGGACAACAUCAACCGAAGAGAGCUCUCGCGAUGCCAUCCAUUUAGAACUGGAACCGGGGCGUGGGUGGGUUCUUCCUCCGGCUCCGGCACAGCAAACUCGGGCAGCCCCAAAUUGGAGUCUUCUGCGCUGCGCCAACUCCUGCUUCCUGAGGAAACAAACGGAAGGGAAAGGAAAUGAAAAGGGAAUCACACUCACAUAUCGCAUCCUAAAGAUCAUUUUGUGACUGAAAUGUUGAAGUAAAUUGCAAUAAUAUUAUAUAAAAUGUUAUUACUUUUUUGCAAUAUAAUCGGGAUUUUUUUAAACAAUAAA
This is a messenger RNA of Bemisia tabaci, 3451 nucleotides long. The record is from RefSeq and is a predicted model, not a curated record. NCBI's taxonomy places the organism in Eukaryota, Metazoa, Arthropoda, Insecta, Hemiptera, Aleyrodidae.